Coniosporium apollinis CBS 100218 is the source of this 234-nucleotide messenger RNA. RefSeq names its product ubiquitin-like protein 1. Gene Ontology annotation, molecular function: protein tag activity; ubiquitin protein ligase binding. The transcript is spliced from 4 exons. Bases 1 to 234 code for a protein of 77 amino acids. Gene Ontology annotation, cellular component: cytoplasm; nucleus. The record is from RefSeq and is a predicted model, not a curated record. Lineage: Eukaryota; Fungi; Ascomycota; Dothideomycetes. Gene Ontology annotation, biological process: protein neddylation; modification-dependent protein catabolic process; regulation of proteolysis.
AUGCUCAUCAAAGUCCGCACCCUGACCGGCAAGGAGAUCGACCUGGACAUCGAGCCCGACUACAAAAUCUCGAAGAUAAAAGAGCGCGUUGAGGAGAAAGAAGGCAUCCCACCCGUGCAACAACGACUCAUCUACGGCGGCAAGCAGAUGUCUGAUGACAAGACGGCCGAAGAAUACAACCUCGAGGGCGGCGCGACACUGCAUCUGGUGCUCGCACUGAGGGGUGGUUCAUGA